Messenger RNA from Aspergillus fischeri NRRL 181, 945 nucleotides. RefSeq lists its product as uncharacterized. Lineage: Eukaryota; Fungi; Ascomycota; Eurotiomycetes; Eurotiales; Aspergillaceae. The record is from RefSeq and is a predicted model, not a curated record. Bases 1 to 945 code for a protein of 314 amino acids. The transcript has a single exon.
AUGCUUGACAAACGAGGAGGGCCGUAUGCGUCGCCCAACGCUGGACUUGGGGGUUUACCCAGUGUCAUCCCCGACAUCCCCAUCUGUGCCGUCUUCCUCGCCCUCUACAUCGGAUUUGCAGCUACAAACAUGACCAUCCUGCAGAUAAAUCGUCGCAGAAGCCACAAGUUCCUUAUGUCGGGAAUGCUAUUUGGCUUUUGUAUGGCACGGAUCACUACCCUAGUCUUGCGCAUCGUCUGGGCCAAUCGACAGCAUAACGUCCGACUCGCCAUUGCCGCCAAUAUCUUUGUCAACGCUGGUGUGCUCCUAGUAUACAUCAUCAACUUGCUUCUCGCACAGCGUAUCCUCCGAGCGAAGCAGCCUCGAAUCGGUUGGAAUCCCAUUUUGCGGGUUGCCUACAAGAUCCUUUACGCCCUCGUCGCUGCAGCCUUGAUCAUGGUCAUCACGGCUACUGUUGUCAGCGUUUAUACCCUCGACAGGCAUACGCAGUCGCAAUGCCGCGAUGUCCAACUGGCAGCCAUAACCCUUCUUCUCGUCAUUACCUGUCUUCCUAUCCUGCAUCUCCUCGUUGCGUUUUUGUUCGCACGAUCCGACCAGGAGGAAUCCUUCGGGAAAGGGAGCAUGGCCAGCAAAGCCGUCAUCGUGAUCCUAUCGUCUGCGCUGUGCAUCCUUAUCGCGGGCUUCAAGGCUGGCGCAAACUGGAGUACACCUCGACCGGUCACCAACCCCGCCUGGUUCGAUUCCAAGGCCCCCUUUUACGUGUUCAACUUUGUCCUCGAGAUCCUUAUCCUUUGCCUUUUGACCUUCAGUCGGAUCGACAAGCGAUUCCAUAUCCCAAAUGGAUCUACAAAGCCGGGUGACUAUACUCGUCUCGGACUGCAGUUGGAUAAAGGAGAGGAAAUGGAUCGGGCUGCCGCUUCUGUUGAGACGAAGAAUAGCGCAUAA